AUGAAAAAAAAAAAGAAAACGUUUAAAGAUGAGGAGGCAGAUACGAGUAGGAAAAAUCUCGGAAGAAAUGCCCUCGGGGGACCAAAUUUUUUAUCACUCUUAUCAUUUUCUGUUGGUAAAUUAAAAAUAAAUGGUUUUGGGGAAGGCGGUGGGAGAAGCCAUAUCUCAUUUUCCGUUUCCGAAUCUCUGAGCCGCGACGUUUUUCCCGUCGUACUUCUUUAUACCCCUCUUCACCUCACCUCUCUCUCCCCCUUUCCCCCCGCGCAUCCGUGUGUUUUCUUUCCCUUUUUCCUUUGA
This is a messenger RNA of Pediculus humanus corporis (human body louse), 297 nucleotides long. RefSeq lists its product as uncharacterized. The coding region runs from base 1 to 297 and encodes 98 amino acids. Lineage: Eukaryota; Metazoa; Arthropoda; Insecta; Psocodea; Pediculidae. The record is from RefSeq and is a predicted model, not a curated record. The transcript has 4 exons.